AGAAGAAUGUAAUUAAAUUUUAUUUCGAAGGUUAUGAAAUAAUUAAAUAAAGGCUGCGUACUUUUUAACAACUGUAAUGCUUUUAAAGCUUCCGUUGUUCAUAAUACGCGUUAAAUAAAGUAUUGACAUACUUACGGUGUUUAAGAAAUUGUUUAUAGAAAAUAUUUCUAUAACAAAAUUUGAUACACUUAUUGUAACAAAAGUAACCAACUGGCAUGUCUAUGAAAAUUUUUAAAUCACAUUUCAAUUUUAAAGUAUUCUUAUAACAAUGUUAAAGUGUGAAAAUUAAUGUUAUUACAUUCAAAUUAUUAGAAAAUAAUUUAUAUGAAGGUAAAGUAAUAAAAUGGUGAACGAAGAAACGGUGGAGUUUAGUAAGAAGUCUCAACCGAUUUUUAAAAAUCCAGUUUUCCAACAAAAAUUUCGAUCCACUAGUACCACUGGAAAGAAACGUACUUGGCGUUCUUUGAAGCAAGUCUUGGCUCAAGAGCGUAUUCUACCGUGGCCGGCAGAAGUAGUGCAUUACAGCUCUAUUAAUGCACCGCCAAGCUUCAGGCCAGCAAAAAAAUACUCGGAUAUUUCUGGUCUACCCGCACGGUACACAGAUCCACAGACUAAAUUAUAUUAUGCAACUGCAGAAGAAUUUGCAACAGUUCGAAGUUUGCCAAUGGAUAUAACUGCUGGAUAUCUGGCGUUACGCGGCGCUUCCAGUAUUGUUGGAUGAACAGUGUGAUAAUUUUCUGUUAUUUUCUUAUGUUCUUACAUUUAAUUUAAAUGGUACAGGGCACUGACAUUUUUCUUUGUAAUCGUUACUAUUAUUACUUAUAAAAUACUGAACUAAGUAUAAUUCUGAAAAUUGUUCAUGAUCGCGUAGUAAGUAUAAAGAAAAAUAUAUUAAGUUUAUAGAAACAGAGUAAAGUUGUUUGCAUUUGUAUUAUCGAUAUAAGUUCUUUUUAUACGUACAUUGCUUGUUCUAAGUCUUUUAUUUUUUGUAACGGGUAUUUCCUGAAAUAAACAAUUCCACAAAUAAUUUAAUUUCUUUUUCAUUAUUUUUAUCUCCUUCAUAUUAUACACAAGUAAUCAUUAUUAAAAAAGCUUGUCCAUUAUAACUUAUUACAUGAACUACUGAGUAAAGAAGGAUUGGAGAAUCUUUAAAAAGUAUGUUACUGUUUUUUCUCAUGAUCACUGUAUUCUUUUAUGUCGACAGUAUUGCGUGCACCUUACUUUCCUGUUGCUACUGCAAUAUGGGCCAUUAGCAAAUUUGCAAAACUUAUUUGCAAUUCAAAAUACAAACAGCAUGGCCUAUUGAAAUAUUGCCUGGUGGUGCACUAUUCUUAGGUCGCCAUUUGUUUUUUUACUUUUAACUUUUUAAUGAGGAUUAUUUUUAAGUGGUUUCAAAAUUUGUUCAAUCAACCAGAUCAGGUAAAUCAUCAUCAUCGCUGUCCAUUCCUUCUCCUUCGUCUCCCAAAUCAU
Osmia lignaria (orchard mason bee) is the source of this 1470-nucleotide messenger RNA. Its product is annotated as INO80 complex subunit C. Gene Ontology annotation, biological process: chromatin remodeling. Gene Ontology annotation, cellular component: Ino80 complex. The record is from RefSeq and is a predicted model, not a curated record. NCBI's taxonomy places the organism in Eukaryota, Metazoa, Arthropoda, Insecta, Hymenoptera, Megachilidae.